AGCAACCACCGGAAGUGCCGCCCAAGAAGGUGGAGUCCGGGAGGUGGCGGCGGCGGUGGCGGUUGCCAGGAUCCCGCGUUGCCGCCUGAGACCCGUAAUAUGGCGGGGAGGAGAAGGAGAAGGAAGCGGCGGACCGAGCUGCUCUCUGUCAGUACAAAUUGAGUUGUUUGCUUCCUGACAAGGCCCGUGGCGAAGGAGAAAAAGCCUGACCCGGCCGUGGGAGAUCAGUGCCUACUGUGUGCUGACGCUGUUCUGUGUAAUGGGGAUUCAGUGGUGAGCAAGACUGAAAAGGUACCUGUGCUUAUGGAGCUUACGUUUUGGUGGAGGAAGACAGACAAAACCCAAGGAAAUAAACAAGAUAAUUUCAGAUAGUGUGUAAUUGUGGGAAGAUGGAGGAGUAUGAGAAGUUCUGUGAGAAUAGUCUUGCCAGAAUCCAAGAGGCAUCACUAUCCACAGAGAGCUUUCUGCCUGUCCAGUCUGAAAGCAUCUCACUUAUUCGCUUCCAUGGAGUGGCUGUGCUUUCUCCACUGCUUAACAUUGAGAAAAGAAAGGAAAUGCAACAAGAAAAGCAGAAAGCACUUGAUGUAGAAACCAGAAAGCAUGCUAUUAGGAAGAAAGCUCUAUUGACUCGGGUCCAAGAGAUUCUUGAAAAUGUUCAGGUUAGAAAAGCACCUAAUCCCAGUGAUUUUGAUCCAUGGGAGACUGAAACAGUUUAUUCUGAUUCAGAAGUCAGAAACUUGAAUGUCCCUUCCACAUUUCCAAAUAUCUUGCCAAGCCCUACUGAACACUCUACUUUAGGAAAGCUUGAAAAGACAACUGGAAUUUUGCCAUUGAAUCAUGAGGACCAAUUUAAAGCUAAUGGGACAGAUUCAGCUAGGGACUCAGAAUUUAAUUCUCUGAAGCACUGUGAUAGUUCAGAUGUUGUUACCCCCGUGGAAAAGGAAGCUUCCGCAAAGAUCCCCUCAGCAACCCCUCAGGAAACUCUUCUGUCCGAUGGUCUCUUCCCAUCCAGUGAAGAACUGGACCCAACACUUUUGGAGGAAGUUACUCCAGAUCCCUACAUAAUGAGUCUUCAGAACCUGAUGAAAAAGUCAAAGGAGUAUAUAGAAAGAGAGCAAUCUAGACGCAGUCUGAGAACUAGUGCGAAGAGGAGUGUCCACGAGAGUCACUCAGAUAAGGAAAACGAAGCUGUGAAAGUGACCGACUGUGGGAAGGAGAAGGCGUGGCCUUCCAGACCCUGUGCUUCAGUGAUUCCGGACAAACCAAGCCUUAAUAAAUCAAAUGUUCUUCUCCAAGGUGCUUCCACUCAAGCAAGCAGCACGAAUGAGUCCGUGUUCGGUAGCUUUUCUAAAGUGGACAUACCCGUACGAACUGGCCAUCGCACUGUUUUAGACCCCGAAUCUGAUUUUAAAGUCAUUCCCACUUUUGUUCCCGAGAAUAACAUUAUCAAAAGUCUUACUGGUUCAUAUGCCAAAUUACCUAGUCCAGAGCCAAGCCUGAGUCCUAAAAUGCAUCGAAGGCAUUCGAGGCCAUCAUCAGCAUGUCAUAUUCUUAUAAAUAACCCGAUAAAUGCCUGUGAGUUAAGUCCUAAAGGAAAAGAGCAGACAGUAGACUUAGUUGUUCAAGAUACUGAUGAAAAAACAAACAUACCUGAAACUGUGCCAAAGUUACCAGUUGAUUUAGUAGGAGUUUGUCCAAGCAAGGUUUAUGUCACCAAAAAUACAUCUGAAGCCAUACAGGAAGUGGUUGUAGGUAAAUCAAAUCAGGUAUGCCAGUCUUCAGGAAAUCAGUUAGGAAACAAGGUCAUUCCUGGACUUGCCGUCGUGGAAGGUCAGUUAACGUCCGAUGGGAGAGGACCACCCAAGAUGGACAGUACGUGUCCUACAAUGCCAAGAUUGCAUGAGCCAUAUGCCACCAGUCAGUGUAUAGUGAGUCAAAACUUUGGAAGCGUGAGUGCCCUCAAGUCAGCCAGUGUGCUGGAGAAAAACACCUGUAAUUUACAAAUGGAACUGAAUAAGUCUUAUGAUGUAAAAAACCCAUCUCCUUUAUUGAUGCAAAACCAGAAUGCCAGACAGCAGAUGGACACCCCUACAGUGGCCUGUGGCAAUGAACUGUUUUUGGAUAACAGUUUUGAGAAAGUUAAACGGAGACUUGAUUUAGAUAUUGAUAAUUUGCAAAAAGAAAACUGCCCUUAUGUCUUAGCGACAGGAAUAGUUGAACAGGAAAGGCAGCAUUUGCCAGAAAAAAGAUACCCCAGGGGAUCUGUCUAUAUGAACAAGAAUAAAAUGUUAGAAAGUAGUUUCAAAGAAGGCGAGGAGAUAUUAAAAAGCAAGAUGUUAGCUUUUGAAGAAAUGCGGAAGAGGCUAGAAGAACAGCAUGCCCAGCAGUUAUCGCUACUCAUAGCUGAGCAGGAAAGGGAACAGGAAAGAUUGCAGAAGGAAAUAGAAGAACAGGAGAAAAUGUUAAAAGAGAAGAAGGUGAUUGCAGCUGAAGCGUCUGAAUCGGGCAGCAACAACGCGGCGGACUUAGAAUGGAGAAAAAUAAAUGAGUCUGGUUUGCUGGAAACGAUGCUGUCUCAGGUGGACUCGCUCCGUCCUUCAAACUCAAAUAGCUCUGGUUUCACAAGUUCUGCCCUGCAGCACAGCUUUGCUUCUACAAACGAAGCACCCUUCUACCUCUGGGGCUCAUCAACUAGUGGCUUGACCAAGCUCUCAGUAACAAGGCCUUUUGGAAGGGCCAAACCUAAAUGGUCUCAGGUUUUCAGUCCGGAAUUACAAACAAAAUUUAAUAAGAUAACUGCAGUGGCAAAAGGAUUUCUUACUCGAAGGCUUAUGCAGACAGAUAAGCUGAAGCAACUUCGCCAAACUGUAAAAGACACUAUGGAAUUCAUAAGGAGUUUUCAGUCAGAAGCACCAUUGAAGAGAGGAGUUGUUUCAGCACAAGAUGCUUCUCUUCAGGAAAGAGUGUUAGCUCAGUUGCGAGCCGCCCUCUAUGGUGUUCAUGACAUAUUCUUUGUAAUGGAUGCCGCUGAAAGAAUGUCUAUUCUCCAUCACGAUCGAGAAGUUCGCAAAGAGAAGAUGCUCAGGCAAAUGGACAAAGUGAAAAGUCCACGAGUGGCCCUGUCGGCUGCAACACAGAAGUCUCUCGAUAGGAGGAAGUACAUGAAAGCUGCUGAAAUGGGAAUGCCAAAUAAGAAAUUUCUGGUUAAGCAGAAUCCUUCCGAAACAAGCAGAGUCCUUCAGCCAAACCAAGGACAGAAUGCACCCGUUCACAGGCUCCUCAGUAGACAAGGCUUUGGGGAAGUGUAUCACCCGGGAAUAUUUCUAUCUGCAUGUAAAGCCAUGAAAAAUUUCUCCCUCUGGCCACAAGAUCACAUGUGAAUAUGCCAAGUGGGGGGGGGUAAGUUUUGUUUUUGUUGUUUUAUGGAUUUUAAAUUGUUUAUGGUGGCAAGAAGACAAAUUUAGUAUUAAGCUAAUGCAAAGCUGUUAAGCUACUGUUUUAAUAUUUUGUGGGUAUCUUUGUUAAGACACAUUGAUAAGCUCACCAGAAAUUAUGUGAUCCAUUAAAAAAUACUUUCAAAGUGCUUUGCUUUAACUGCACUGCUUUCUAAACAUUUAGAAGAAACCUAAAUUAAUCGCUAGAAAAUGAAGAUUAAAUCUCUAAUCAAUUCUAAUCUUCCAUUAAUAUGCAAUUAGGCAUAUUUCAGAGCUUUUAUUACUAAGUGAUUUCCUCCACAUUAGGAGGGAAUGAACAACAUAAAUUUUCUCGUGUUACUGCUAUUUGUUCACAAAAGUUUGAAGAGGGAAUGAGAUGUACUGAUCAUAACUUUGAAGUGAUUGCUGACUUUUUGCACUUAUAUGGUGAAUUUAAUUCAUUAUGUUGCAUAUGUAGAGUAUAAUAUAAAAGGUCAUCUUUUGGAAGAUGCUGUGAGUGACAGUCAGUGGGGUUGUUUUAAAGGAGACUGUGUAGCUGAAGAUCCUGCUUAUUCCAGAGGUGUUCGGAAUCAGCUGGUUUGAAAGGUUUCUGGAAGAACUCAGACCAAACACCAGAUGUGUUGCUUGUGAAGUUCUAUGGAAUUUUAAGACCUUGGCAUUUUUUUCCCAUAUUAGACUUAUAUAUUGUGACAAAUCCUGGCCAGUUGGUGAUUCACUGAGGAAUUAGUAUUGUUUUGUGUGAUAUUCUCCACUUGCCAUGGUGAUGACGAUCCACAUUCUUGUCUCAUGCAUUCCAUCUCCACUGUUUGUCCCUCGUGAAUCUGUAAGAAAAAGAACAAGUAACGCUCAACAGUAUGGAGGAUGAGUAGGAGGUCAUUGCCGUUAGUAACGUACUGAAGUUCAGUAUCUAGAACUAGUGUGGUUUAAUUGUACUGCUUCAUAAUUAUUAAUACAAAGGAACUUACCACAUAUAAUUAUUAUAUAUCUAAACAAGUACAAAAUUUCCUGUUUUUUUCUAAAGAUUUAUUUGUAAAUGAGUGCCUUAUUUAUACAAAUGAAAAAGACUAGGAUUUUAUCAUUUUACAUAAAUUGGAAAUUUGGGAUAUGCCUGACUAAUAUUCUAACUGAAUUUCAACAUAGAGAGCCAUAGUGGCAGUUGGGAAAGAUCAUUCUUUCUUGCUUAGAUUUUUAAUGACCUGGAUUAUGUUUGAGACAAACUUAAACUUCAUGCUUUAUUUUGAUGUGCAUGGAGAAUGAACCCUUUAUUUAGCAAUUGAUAGAAAGCUCAUUUUUGUUGUGAUGAUAGACUUUCAUACUCUUAGACCGAAGUAGGAUGCAAAGGCUUAUAGUUUGCUGCAAAGCAGUUAAAGUUGUUUAUAGUUCUUAUAAACUAAAUUGCAAUCUCUGAUCUCAUGUUUUAAAACAUUUGCUCAUUUGAUGUCUUGUGCUUGACUCAGGAGUUUAUAGUGACAUUCAGAAGCCACUAAUUAAAGCAAAGUAGAAGCAGUAAUGCGAAAUGGUUGUUAAGUAAAACAACAAAUCAGGUGUAACUGGGUUCUCCGAGUCUGCUUCUGGCUGCUUCUUAGGCACGUGACCUACUCUCCCAUGUCUUGAUUUUAUUAUCCUUAAGAUAGUAGUAACAGUUUCUACCUUGGGAUUAUUUAUGUAAGGAUUAAGUAUGAUCAUGUAUAUCGCUUAGCUCGGUGCCUGGUUUACAGUGAACAUUAAUUAAUUGGAAUUAUAGAAAAAUUGACACUGAGAAAUAAUAAUAGUUUUGCUCUAU
This is a messenger RNA of Mustela lutreola (European mink), 5217 nucleotides long. RefSeq names its product centriolar coiled-coil protein 110 (gene CCP110). NCBI's taxonomy places the organism in Eukaryota, Metazoa, Chordata, Mammalia, Carnivora, Mustelidae. Gene Ontology annotation, biological process: centriole replication; centrosome duplication; regulation of cytokinesis. The coding region runs from base 390 to 3380 and encodes 996 amino acids. The record is from RefSeq and is a predicted model, not a curated record. The transcript has 15 exons. Gene Ontology annotation, cellular component: centriole.